Molecule: messenger RNA, 381 nt
Organism: Iphiclides podalirius (scarce swallowtail)
Lineage: Eukaryota; Metazoa; Arthropoda; Insecta; Lepidoptera; Papilionidae
Source: the annotation of a GenBank genome assembly
AUGCCGCGGACAUUACCGAAGGAUUAUUCCCACGCCCAACCGGUCCGCGCGUCGCACUCGCGUUUGACGCGCAAAAAGCGCGGGAAAACAGCGAUCCAUAUAACGCUGCCCGGUCACACGCAGCGAUAUUCACACAUCGCUGGAGGAAGGCUGGCCGCACGCUGCGUGCCAUUAACGUGUGCAGACAGCGUGACAGAGGAGCGGCCGCGGGCAGGAGCCGGCAAGGGUGACCACAAAUGCCGAGUCGAAAUGAACAUGCGGGAAAAAUCACCGGAUAUGGUAUCCGGGACGGUUGAUAGAAGAGGCGUUAGACGAGCGUACGAGCGUGCAGAGAUAGAGACCAGGCGUACUCAUAAAUUGUUCCACACCGAUAUACAUAUA